AAAAAACUAAGCAAUUUCCAGGAUUGUGUUAUUUUCGUGUAGUGUUUUGCAGAUAGCUUAAAACCACCUUGGAUAUUUUCCCCUCGUGCAUUUCGUGCUUUUUUCGGAUAGAAUAUUGUUGGAUUUCCUGCAGCGAUAAAUUGUGCAGGGGAUGACAGUGAAGCAUAAUGAAUAAGCUUUGAUAAAUCUGGACUACCUUAUUAAGUUUGAAAUUUAAAUGUAGUUUUAAGAAUUUGAAGUUUAAAUGAAUGCAUGUUGGUAUACUUCUUAUAUAAAGGAACCCUGAACUGUUACUUGUGGCAUUAAAUGCAGUUAAAGAGGCAUCUUUUGCAUUCCAACUGUUCACUGAAAAUAGUGUCAUCAUUUCGUGAAACUAAAUUUAGUUUGAGUGACAAUUCUGUUCAGUUUCUAAGGUAACUGCAAAUAGUUAGCGGAGAUAAGAUGAAAUUAGUCCAAUUAAACUUACAAUUUUCAACUUUCUAUUCACUGGCAUUGACAAGAAAAAAUGAUAAUACUAAGAAUUUAACAUUUGAGCAUGAAUUUACAUCUGAUUUUGUAGAUGAUAUUCAUAAUUGCAUAAAUCUAACUCUGAAUAUUCUGUCGAUUAAAGAAAUUGUUCAUUUUGAACUUCAGAUGUAACGUAUUAACCACCCAGGGAAAGGUUGCAUGUAAAUGCGGUUGAUUUGUGUGGAAAACAUAAUAUUGAAACAUUAAAUGAUGAUUAUGGAACGUAAAUAAGCACUUAAAAUUUCACGUUAAUGAAGAAAGCAUGUUCGUUACUCAUCUUGAAGUAUCUUUGGAGUGUUUAGAAUAUAUUUUUUCUCAUUGAAUAUUUUGCUUGGAAAAGUAUAGUUCUUGACAUGUAAGUGCUUGUGUUGAAUUGUCUUAUUAUGCAUACUUUUGAAAAUAAGAGUACUAUUUCAAGAUUUUUUGCUGUUUAAAUGAAGAUACAGUAUCUGGAGCACUGUUUAGAAAUAUUCAACUUGGAACAUGAAAAAGAUUGUUAAAAGGCAAAUUUUAAAUCAUAUUUUUCGGAGUAUAUGCACAAUAAUUUUAAAGUGAAUAAUUUAAUCGGGAAACAGUAAAGAUGUAUUCUGUGGAAGAAUUUGAUGAAACAGAACCGGAGUUAGAGAUGCUGGAAUGGGCUGGAAUGGAGAGGGAGUACGCCAGUGAUGAUGAUGAGACUGAAGAGCUUUUCUUCCAACGUGUGCAACAAGGUAGCCUUGAACCUCUCGAUACAAUUUUCGUGAAAAAUGUCAAAGAAGGUGGCCCCGCACACAAGGCGGGCUUGAACCCUGGAGAUAGGAUCAUAUCAGUGAAUGGGGAACCAGUGACUGGGAAGUCGUAUGGACAAGUAAUCAACUUGAUACAACAAACUUCCAAAGAUCUUAGUAUUCUGGUUGUUCCAAAAGAAGAAGAUAUUUUACAAUUGGCAUAUCAGACCUCAAGUCAGUCCUAUGACUCGGACUUUGGAGCCGGGCCCUCGGUGAGAGAGUCCAGGAAUCCGUAUAGUCGUCAGUCGUCAAUGGACAGUAAUACUUACAUAUCAAGCUCUUGUAGAGAUCGUGAUAGAAAAGUUCUAUCCACUAGCAACCUUGAUAGUCAUUACUUUGACGGAUCGGAAACAUUUCCUCAUUUUGAUCACGAACCUUUACAGCGACGACAGUUAAAAUCGUCUACUUCUUAUACCUCUGGUUUAAGUGUUUAUCGUGAUCAGCAACAGCCUGAAGAAAAUAUGAAUAAAAAUGUGUUUUUAGAUCGCCGACGGGAGUUUGAAAAUCGUGCAGCUCAGGAAAAUGUUAAUCCAAAUGCUUCGAAAACAUACUCUUUUGGUCUGUACUUUCCAAAAAAGGAAAGCAGAGUGAAUAGUGCUGAGAAUUUAACAAGAUCAGUAAUGAUCAGGCGGUCUAAAGAAAGUGUGCUACAAUCAACUGAUUCACAGGAAAAUAUUUCAAAACUACAGUCUUCCAGAACUCGUAAUGUGCCUAUUGAAUACAGACAUAGUGGCAGUCCAGACCAAAAAGCAGAAAGGUUCCGCUCACAGGAGAUGUUAACACGUGAUCAUGAGGGGCGGUCAUCAAGUCACUAUGGGUCUGGAAGCAGUAUACGCCACAGCUUUCCGGACUCAGGGGUUCAAAUUUGGACCUCUCCUUCUCGGAAGACUAGUGAAACAAGUAGUCCAUAUGGGUUUGAUCAUGGCACCCCCACACCGGAAAGCUCAGGAAAUAAAAGGGACAGCUAUAAUUCAUCAAGACAGUAUGUUCCUGUUAUCAAUGAGUCCCCCAUUUCUAAAAGUCAAAAAAUAACAGGUAGUGUUGAUAGUAUAGAUCCUAGGUCAAACAUUUAUCAUACAGAACAUCAUCUUAGAACCUCAUACAAUAAUAACUCUCAUUCUUCUGAGCAACAAAAUCAAAAUCAACCCUCUUCUAGUAGGACUUUUAUAGUGAAAAUAGGUGAUAACCAUGAAAGAAGUAGCACUCCAAAUGUUACUCAAAAUCAAGCUGGGAACCAUUCUUAUGGAGCUGCUUUUGCAUUGACACGGUCCCCAGCUUCUACUGAGAUUGAAAUUAGACAGAAACGGGAACCAAGAAUUCUAGUUUCUCACAGAAAGAAACAAUUUGAAGAAAGAAAAGAUGUAACACCCCCACCAGUCACUCCUAGUGCUUUGAACAGUAGUAGAUUCAAAAGUGAGAUUGAAAAAAUUACUACAUUUAGAAAAUUUGAUGGAAUACAAGCUAGACUGGCAACAUAUGAAAAAAACAAUAGUAAUGUAGAAAAUAUAGUGCGAUCAAGAUCUCAGACACCAGUGUCUGCUCAACCAAUCAGUAAAUCAAGACCUAUGUCACAGGAGCGUGUGAGGUCACCAGAGCCUCAUCAAAAUUCUAAUACUCAGUACACUCAGGGAAGCAGCCAAUCAAAUUUCCCCGAUUCUGCGCCAAUCAGAAUCUAUGUCUCUCAAGGAAAUUCAAACACCUCAGGGUCUCCAAUUGUGGAAAUUGUGCAUGAGAUACCGGAAUCUAGAAAUCAAGGUCAAUAUGUCGGUCAGACAGAUUCUCCGAGAGAAUUAAGGGAUCAGACAGACUCUGAGUCUGGUCAGAAACCAGUGAGGAAAGCUUCCUUCCUGUCUGCAGUGAAUGCACCAUACAGCAGAUACCUGCCUCAAACAGGGUAUGAUAACGAGACCCCAGAAUGUGAUGUCACGCCAAAAUCGUCGCGUACAUUUUCAGCGAAACAGAGUGUUUCUCGAGACUUGCGGGAAGGAAGUGCAACUCCGACUAAUUUCCAGUGGUCCGGUCGAACUCCCAGCCCAGCACGGGCAAUGUCGCCGACCAAUACCAGUGCCUUGAAUAGUGCUGUUAGUAUGUCCUCCUCCUCAAUAACAGUGUCUCCUGUAACAACAUCAACUGUGAGACUGCGCAACAAACCAGACAUUUCAGCAGAAGACUUUGAGACAAAGUUACAUCGAAGAACAUCGUAUCUAAUGGCAACAGCUCCAGACAGAUCAGCUGCUAGUCUGAAAAUGUCUCCAACAGUUUCUGUACCUCUUGAUCCAAACACUCCUGCAACACUGAGCAAACACAAGAGUAUGAGAAAACUGAAAGACUUCUUUGGGGAAAAGACCCCAAAGAUAGUGGAAGCAACAGAAAGACGUUUCCCUGACCCUGCCAGCCCUAUACAGCAGGUGACAAAGGAAGGAAGUUUGGGGGUGAAGGUUGACAUGAUUGAUGGAAAGAGGGCUAGUGACAGAUCAUGGCGCCCGGUCUGGGCUGUUUUGAGAGGCCAUGCCCUGUACCUGUGCAAGGAGAGAAGGGAUCCAGCCAAUUAUGUUGUGCAUGCACUAUCAGUCAAAGUGCGUGCAGGGUCUUCACAGCAGACGAACAUAUUCUCUUAUGAUGAGCAGCCAAUAUCAAUCAAGUCUUGUAUCGUGGACAUAGCUCACAGUUACACAAAGCGGAAGAACGUGUUUCGCAUGAAGACGUACAAUGGUUCGGAAUAUCUGCUGCAGGCAGAAGACCAUGAGGAGAUGAUCUCGUGGAUCGAGAAAAUCAAGUCAAACAAUAACCCAGACUCUGAUUCAAGUGGAGUGACAAGCUCAGAACUGAUUAUACGCAAGAGUCAAGAGCUUGUGGAGACAUCAGUAUCCACCAAGACGUCCCCACCGCAGACACAAAAAAUGGGAAAGAAACUGUCAGUAUUAUCUAUAAAACAGAAGAUACCACACUCACCUAGUCUGAAACGCAGAAAAACUACCUCAGGAGAGAAAGUUGAUGAGUCAGGAAAACCAAAGACAUGGAAGGGGAAGUUAGGAAAGAGUUUUAAGAAACAGUUUGCACCUAGUCCAUCCAACGUGGACAGAAUUACACCUGUCCCAGAGUCUGCAGGCAUGUUUGGCUCUCCGCUUGAAGACUGCACACCAUCACCUAACAACGAGUUCGUCCCCCUUGUUGUUGACCUGUGUAUUCAGAUUGUUGAAGCGAGGGGGCUGGAGAUGAUUGGUGUUUUCCGUAUCCCUGGUAACAAGGCUGCUGUCACUCUUCUACAAGAAGAAUUCAACAAAGGUAUAGAAGCAAUGAACUUGGACCAUGAGAAAUGGUCGGAUGUGAACGUGAUCAGCAGUCUACUGAAAUCUUUCUUCAGACAACUGCCAGAGCCUCUCAUACCUGAUGAUUUGUACCAACCGUUUAUUGAUGCUAACAGAAUUGAGGAUCCAGAGAGACGUAUGUUGAAAUUGAAGCGUCUCAUACACGAACUGCCAGAACACCACUUUGAAACAUUCAAACACCUGGCUAAACAUCUCAAUAAAGUUGCCCAGUACGGAGAUAUCAACAGAAUGGAAGCCAAAAAUCUUGCCAUUGUAUUUGGACCAACAUUGAUACGUAAAGCAGACGACAAUAUGGUUGCCAUGGUAACAGACAUGUCUGACCAUUGUAAGAUCAUAGAGAGCAUUAUACUUCAUUAUGAAUGGUUCUUUGGUUCUUGGGAGAAUGACAGUUACGUUCCAACCGAUGAUGAUGCUACAGAGUGUGUGUCCUUGAUGUCCGCUGUCACAUCCAGUACUAAAGAUGAUACAGAAGUAAAUCCACAAGAGAUUGUUAGCAGUAUAGUGGAGGCAGCUAAUAGAAAGUUACGUGGAGAGCAUCCGCCAACUGUAGAAAAACGGAGUGUUUCUGUGUCGGAAGUAUCACCAAAGUUCAAUGAAAGAAACAUUGAUCAAGAGAUACUUCUGAGAACCAGAAAAAUUGACAACACAUCAAGGAGUAGUCCAAAUCUAGCAGCAAUGCAACGAUCUGCCGAGGUCUUGAAAACAUCUUCAUCUGAUAUAUCAACAGACAGACGUAUGGCAAAAUCACAAGAGUUUGGUGACAGGGAGUUUAAAGAUUUCGAUUACAUUGAUUCAGACAAAGAAAGUUCUUGUGCUUAUUUGACUCCAACAACGAGAUAUUUUUCCGAUGAAUCGUUAUUAGAUAGAAAUGAUGAGUUAGAAUUGUCUCAUAGUACAUUGAGUGGCAGUUAUAGUAGGCUAAGUAAAGAAACUAUUGAUAGCCUGAAACGUAUCGAAAUGGAGGCGCGGGCAUUGAGGGAACGCGAAGAACGUAGACAACGAGAUUUGGAGAAAAGAAAAUUAGAAAAACAGAGGAUUGAGCAGGAUAUCUUACAAACUCGGCAAGAGUUAGAAAUUGAGGAAAGGCAUAGUAUCGAAGAUUUGUUAAAUGCACCAGAUUAUACAAAAUUUGGUGUCAGUAAAGAUUAUUCACAUAAACGUAAAAUUGAUUCUAGUGAAUACAGAAAUUCUCGUGAUAAAAAUAAAUCAAAUAGUGGUAGAUAUUUAAGAGAGUCACCAAGCGGUGGUAAAUACUUUGUAAUAAAAGGGAACUCUCCCAGCUCAAGGCCUUCGCGUCCUCCUAAACAAACUAGUGUUGAAUCUUUGGUUGCACAGUCAAAACGGACAGGCUCCUUAGAAAACAUGGUUAAUGGACAAAAGAAGGGUCAGGGCAGACCAUUGGCACAGGUCAGGGCCAGAAAAGGGGAAGAUCGAGCUAAGAGAGAUUCUGCAGAAAUCAAACAUAGAAGCAAUGGCUUCAGUAGAAGUAGUUCUGUUAGAAGAGGAUCUUUAGACUCUUUAAUUGAUCUUAUUGAGAAAAGAGACAGUAGAAUGUCAUGGGCUUCGACAGAUUCUGAUGAAGGGCUUGAUUUACUAACUACCCUUACCUCAACAUUUGAUCAGAAAUUACAAACAUUAUCUAGUCCAAAACUAUCCCAGUCACCUACAGUACCCCCUCCCCCUCCAAGGAGAAUGCCAAAUUAUUCUAGCAACUCUAGUUUAAGUACUACCAACACCGGAGAUUCUGGGGAUUCCCCGUCACAAAUAGCACAGCAUAGACUCCCACCACAAGUGCCGUUAUCGUCUGUCAUAAAUCGGCAAAAUAUUGCUGCUGAUUUCCCAUCUAAACAGUAUAGAGAUCCCAGUUUACAUAGAACUCCACCAAAACCUGAUACAAAAAUUGGUCUGGCGACACGAUUCGAAAGAUCUACUACUCAUAAUCCGUUAUAUGAAGGGAAUAGUGAACCAAAUUUAAAUGCUCUUUCAAGGAGUGGAAGUAACUAUGGAGAGAGCUUACAAAGUGAUGUAACAUAUUCAGUUGAUAGUGCUAUAUUUAGUGGAAGUAAUAGAGUUUUAGAUAGACAAGAUGGUGAUUCUCGUGUUUCGUCGGUAAUGGUUGUAAUUUCAAGCCCGUCUGUGAUGUCUGCGGACAGUCGACACAGUGCUGGAUAUUCUAGCCCGCAGUAUGUCUCUAAACCUGUCAUGUCAUCGCAGUCGAACAUUAUUCCAAAAUGGGAAUCGUAUAUACCUAAUACUUCAAAUAGUACUGAAUAUAGACCAAUAUCAAAGGCUGAAAAAACAGAGGUUAAUGUCAAACUGUCUCAGACUGUUGUAGAUAAAAACAAAAUUUCAAAUAGUGCAGACAUUCCCCAAAGUUCAAAGUCUAGGUCAGCUUCCCCGCCACCUUCAAAUCGUAAAAGAAGUGAGAAAAAGAAGCGUAGGCGUCAUACAGUAGGUGGGACAAAUGAUGGUGAACACAUUAAAGCUAUAUCUGAUGCUCUUCCAAAAGAAGAGCAGAGAAGGUCUGCAUGGGAGCAGCUGAGGCCGAAUGUUGGCCAGCAUAGCAAUAUCGGACCAAACAGUAGUAUGCUGACAUGGCUUCGAAAUGAACGUCUCCGCGGCAGCUCCCCAGAUCUCUCUAUGUCAAGGAGGGAGAAAGGCAAUGGCAACAGAAAUUAAACAUUAUAUUUAUAUUAUUUUUACUUGUUUCGUGAAUAUUUUAGCUUAUAGUUUUUUAAGAAAAUGUAUUUUUGUUGUAUUAAGGUGAUUUAUCAUACCAGAGGUUGCAGUAAUUUUGUUUUUAGCAGAUAUAACCAUGUCUUACCCACUGUCAGUUUACUUUGAGAUCUAUGUUUCAAGUUUUCAUAUAAUUUCACCCACUGAAACCAUUAAUAUUUGUGGGGACUUUUUAGUGGAUUUCAUGGUUCAUGGAACCUGAAUUAACAAGUAGUAACAAGAGUUAUAUCCCCUUAAAAUAGCCAUUCUGGCUGAACCCACAUAAGUUCCUGCCAAGGAAAUGGUUCCAGAGUAUUUUAAAGUAGUAUUUUAUUGAAUACAUUGACAAUCAAAAUAACUUAACCACCUCCAUUCACAUGGUUGUAAACCAUUUUUGUAAUUUUUUAGUUGAUAGUUAAUGAUUUAGUAUACUAUGAUAUGACAUGGAAUAUAUGCCUUUCACACUUGCAAUUUAUUUUACCAAACACAGAGAUUAACUUUUUUUACGUAUGUUUUAUAUGCCAAGCCUUUUAAAGUUAACAUGAUUUUUUAUGAUUAAUUAGAUAAUUUGUUAUAAUAUUAAUUUUUUCUAAUGUAUCAACCAAUAGGGCAUUCUGUGUGUCAGUUUAUUAUUACAACAGCGAACUUUCAGUCUAGUCUUUAGAUUUUAUGACACAAAUUGUACAUCCUCCUUUAGAACACUCUGCUUUGACUGAAAUAUUAAAAGUCUGCUAGGUUGGAAUUAUUUUCCAGACAGUCAUUAGAUGAUCCUAGAAUGUUGGAUUGAAGAUUUCACAGCACUAGUUUAACAUUUUCAUCCUUUUUUUUACCUAAGAAAAAAAGAACAUUAAUGAUACAGAUGAAUACUCCCAUAAACAAAUUAUGUAGGUUUUUUUUAAUAUGUUCAUCAUCUAAAGUUAAAAGUAUCCUAUGAUGAUUCCAUUGCAAAUUUCAUUUUGUUAAAUUUCCAUGAGUUAGGAAAAUUCCAUUAUACAAUUGUAGAUGAACCAUAUCUCCCCUACAGCAUUUAUUAGAAGUUUGGAAGAUUCCAUUACAGGUAUCUGGGGUUGUGAAGAUGGCAGAGAAACCUGUUGAUUGCUGGAAUACAAUUUGUCAGGGAUUUUGCAGUUCUCAUAACUGCAAACUUCUCUCCCAUUUCCACUUGUGUUUUAACAUUGGAUUUUUAACCAUUUUUCCCUAGGCUUAAUAGUUUUAUGGACAGUUUAUUUUUAUUGAUAUUUUUUAUCAGUUUGUUGAUUUCAAAACAACCUCUCACUUCUACCUAAAUGCAUUAGACGAAUCAUUUAAAGUUUUAAGGCUAUUUCAUAUGGAAAUAUGUGUUAGAACUUUUUAUAGACUUGUUAACCAUAUGUGUAGAAGUGUUUUAUGAAUAUUUUAGUUAAUUCUAGCCUUACUGCACACUUAUUUCGUACAGCUUUAAAUCAAGUAAUUGUAUUACUUGAUUUUAAGCGAUUUAUUUUCGAACCAUAGUAAGGCUAGGCAACAGUAACGUCAUAUCUUCAUUAUAUUGUACAAUAUUCUAGUUAUUAGUGUAAGGAAGUUUACACUUUUCAAUAUUUAUAGCAACAUAUGUUUGAACAUGUCAUAGACAGAGAGCAUGACACAUAUACAGAAAAUGUACCCUGUUGGUAAGAACACAUGUUGGAUAUAACAUUGGGAAUUCCAUGUGUGAUAUUAAAGAUAAAUGUUUCAUAUAAGUUAUAAUUUAUACUCCAUUAAGUUCAUCACCAUUGUAAGUAAAUGUUCAGUAGUUUUUAACAACAGUUUAUAUUUAUGAAUAACAGUUUUUAAAAGAUAUUUCAUGUAAAUUCAUCAUAACAAAUAAACUAAAACUGAUUGAAAAAAAAAAUCCAUCCCAACAGCAUCUAAAUUACCAGCUUAGAGACAGCUUGAUCUGAGAUUUGGUUAUGUUGCAAGGAAACAUAAAUGAAACCAGCCUAUCAGGGAGCUUUUAUCAGAUGCCAAUUUUCUUGCUGCAGUAUUUAUUGUGAAUGAUGUAUUUUUCUUGAAAAAAAGGAUUAUCAUGUAUAAUGUUGAGUUUUGUACAUGAACCUUGUAUGUGGUAAAGCAUUCGUCAGGAUUAAUUUGCCGAUUUUAUACUGUAUAUUUAUCAUGUCUAAAUGCCAAAAUGUAAAUAAUGUUAAUAGUAUUAAAGACAUGACACUUUGAUUGUAUUGUUAUAUUUAUCUACAUGUCUGCAUGUCAAUUUGCAGUGGUAUGCAACAGAGUAUAUUUAGCAUAAAGAAACCCUACCUGGCAGAUUUAAUAAGUUGACACCAAAUAGCUUUUUCCAUAUGCACAUACAUAUAAUACCUUGUUUUAUUCCAUUUGUCCAGAAAAUCUGCUUACCUGUAAAAAAAAUUUUAAGAUUACUUGAGAUCUGGUUUUACCUAAAAAUGGUUGAAAGAAAUAUAUUGCAAAGAACAUUUUACUUCUGAUACAUAUCGGAAUUUUUUUUUCAAAUUUGGCGUUUUUUAUUUUAUUUUUAUUAUUAUUAUUUUUUUUUUUGAAUUUUUACAUGCAUUAAUGUUAACUACUUGGUCAUCUAAAGUAAGUAAUAUUUAAAUAACUUUUUGAAAAGAUUCUGGUUGUAUUGCACAUAUUCGUUACAACCCGCAAUGUCCUAUUUGUAUUUCAAGUGCAGGGACAACAUUACUGGUAACUGCCUGCAGCAAAAUUGGUCCCUGCAAUUGAAUGAAAUUGUACGUUAGAUAUUUCCUCAUUUGGUCGAGGGUUUAGGAUCCACUGUAACACCCAUUUCUAGUGGCGGAAUUUAAGUUGGGAACUGGAUGAUAAACUCAAAUUUUUCGUAUCAAUUUGUCUCCAUUUAAAAUGCAAAUCUACAGUUUUUGGCAAGUUGUGGAUUAGAUUUCCAUUUUGCAUUAAGUUAAGAAAUGGGUGUUAUUGUAGAUCCAAAUAGUCCUGCAAGAAGGCAUUUUUUACAGAUUGUUGUUAGUAAAAGUACUGAUUGUGCUAAUUCAUGUGGAAUAAAAGACUUACACUGUUACAAGUA
Messenger RNA from Mercenaria mercenaria, 10352 nucleotides. Its product is annotated as rho GTPase-activating protein 21-like. Lineage: Eukaryota; Metazoa; Mollusca; Bivalvia; Venerida; Veneridae. The transcript is spliced from 20 exons. Gene Ontology annotation, molecular function: protein binding; phospholipid binding. The coding region runs from base 1088 to 7282 and encodes 2064 amino acids. Gene Ontology annotation, biological process: signal transduction. The record is from RefSeq and is a predicted model, not a curated record.